This is a messenger RNA of Phragmites australis (common reed), 411 nucleotides long. RefSeq lists its product as uncharacterized. The coding region runs from base 1 to 411 and encodes 136 amino acids. NCBI's taxonomy places the organism in Eukaryota, Viridiplantae, Streptophyta, Magnoliopsida, Poales, Poaceae. The record is from RefSeq and is a predicted model, not a curated record. The transcript has a single exon.
AUGGAUCUGCUGCUGCCUCCACUGCCUUCUCUGAGGAUGCCUCCCACACCCACAUCCUUGUUCGGGGAGGAGGAGGCCCCGUUGGACGAGGUGCUGCCCACCUCAUCCGAUUUUGGCAUUUCACCGCCGGGAUCCCCCUCGUCGGAUGAUGAGGUGUGGGACGAGUUUAUUGACGAUCCACCGAGGGCCAAGAAGGCUCGAAUGAGCUUGUCAGAGGAGGAGGACAAGGACAAGGAGGAAGACAACGAUGAUGCCGAUGCCGAUGCCAACGCCGACGACAGUGGGGAUGCCAACGGUGACAGCGGCAGUGAUGACGGCGAUGACAACAAUGAUGACAGUGACAACGAGGAUGAGGACGAGGUCGUGGACUUCCAUUCGUGGGUCGAGUUCCAACUCAAACACGGCUACUAG